Penicillium mononematosum is the source of this 492-nucleotide messenger RNA. RefSeq lists its product as uncharacterized. Lineage: Eukaryota; Fungi; Ascomycota; Eurotiomycetes; Eurotiales; Aspergillaceae. The transcript is spliced from 4 exons. The record is from RefSeq and is a predicted model, not a curated record. The coding region runs from base 1 to 492 and encodes 163 amino acids.
AUGGACCUAGUCGUGACCCUCGUCGUGCUGGUAGAGCUAACCAAGGAGCUGCUCGUGAUGAUAGACAACAGCAUCACUACCGAAACCAACAAUACCAGCACCAAAGCCAACACCACCAGCAUUUUUCUGGAGUGUGUACUUGGUGAUAUUCCCACUGCAUUUGAUACCUUCUACCUUCUCAUCUUGUUCUUCCACGCGCCACUCCCAUAUUGUAUAUGCCAGUGUGAGAACGAACCAUUUCCCCCAAUUACUGACAAAGAAAAUAAUAUGGUACAGAGCAGCGCAACUUUGACUUGUUAUCUCUGCCGCGACCCCAGACACCUACAGCGGAGUUGCCCACUACUCGCCCUUUGGAGAUCUGUCAUCGAGACACUUUGCCGCGACCGCAUUAUUGACCCAAUGAGCCUUGUUGAACAAAUCGAUAUCGGGAUCCUUGUUACUGCUCUUGCUAGCGCUCUUCCUGAUAGGGAUGGUAACAUCCCUAUGCAGUAA